Molecule: messenger RNA, 711 nt
Organism: Saprolegnia parasitica CBS 223.65
Lineage: Eukaryota; Oomycota; Saprolegniomycetes; Saprolegniales; Saprolegniaceae
Exons: 2
Coding region: 1-711 (236 amino acids)
Biological process (GO): translation
Cellular component (GO): ribosome; mitochondrion
Molecular function (GO): structural constituent of ribosome
Source: RefSeq, a predicted model, not a curated record
AUGUUGGCACGCCAAGUCGCGCUCCGCGUUCCUCGCGUCCUCGGCGUCCGCGCCUUUGCGAACCGCGUCGACAUGGUCUUGAAGGAAGACGUCGCGCAGCUCGGCUUCUCGGGCGACGUCGUCAACGUCAAGGCCGGCUACGCGCGCAACUUUUUGUACCCGCAAAAGAAAGCCGUGUACGCGACCAAGCUCAACGUGGCCAAGUUUGCGCAGGCCAAGGAGGUCGACGCGUCGAUCGAUACCGAGCGCGAGCACGCGCGCGAGAAGAUCAUCAAGCGCCUCUCGACGAUCGAGCUCACGUUCAAGCGCCACUGCCCGACGCCCAAGCCGAUGACCAAGUCGUCGGUCACGGCGCAGAACAUCGUCGACAUGCUCGAGAAGCAGCACGGCAUCGUUGUCGGUAUUGCGCGCGUCGUGCUGCCGCAGGAGCUCAAGAGCACGGGCAACCACAACGUCAAGAUCCGUGUCGACGACGGCAUCGACGAAGAGGUCGCGGCCGCCAAGGAUGCCGAGGCCAAGGUCGAGGCGCCGGUGAACCCGGACGCGCCGGCGUCCAACACGACGCAGACGAUCCUGACGCAGUUCGAGUCGGAGCGCUUCGACACGAAGGCCAAGAAGGACAACAGCACAGAAGCCGCCGUCGCCGACGAGUUUGUCUCGUCGACGCCCAAGCGCACCGUGAACCUCAAGGUCGUGAUCAAUAGACGUUAA